AUGGAGUGUAGUCCAAGUUGCCAUUGCCAUCCUAAUUUGGAACGCAUAAGAGAGUGUAACAUCGUUAAAAGACUACCUCUUUGCAAUCCCCAAAUACAGAAUGGUGUUAUGAUCGUCAAUCCUACAUCUGGCAUGGUACUCGAUGCAUCGUGCCAUGAAGUGAAACUGCAAUGUUAUACAGGAAAUACAUCACAACUGUGGCAUUUGGAAUGUACACGAAAUGGCAACUUUUUCAUUAUUAACAUCGGAAAUGGGAAAGUCUUGAGUAUUGAAGGUGGUGUUACAAGUUCGGCCAACUUGAUAACCUCUGAAAAACAUGGCGGUGUUAAUCAGCAAUGGUCUAUCAACCACUGUGACAACACUAUCGUCAAUUCAUGCAGCAAUUUGGUUAUCGACAUAAAGGAGGAAUGUUUUUGUCCUGGCACAAAUUUGAUAGCUUUCCCAAAACAUGGAAGAGACAAUCAAAAGUUUUGUCUUCAGUAUGCUUAA
This is a messenger RNA of Zophobas morio, 489 nucleotides long. RefSeq lists its product as uncharacterized. The transcript is spliced from 2 exons. The record is from RefSeq and is a predicted model, not a curated record. The coding region runs from base 1 to 489 and encodes 162 amino acids. Lineage: Eukaryota; Metazoa; Arthropoda; Insecta; Coleoptera; Tenebrionidae.